CCUGUACAAGUACUAAGUCUGGUCACGUGCGAUCGCCUUUCGGGGUUUGUUUUCCGGUGUUGAAGUUGAAAACGAUGCGAAAUUGCCAAGCCACAACAUGGACUUCGCAGGACUUGGUUGGAGAUAUUGAUCGACAAUGCUCAAGCACAGCUGUCCUGGCAUCGAGGAAAGAAAAUCAUGCCCAACAGUAAUGAUGAAGCUGAGGCUGAAUCACUAGACCUGUUUCAAGAACCUGCAGACUUUUACCAACCAGAGAAGCAGGCCACAUUCACGACUUAUACUCUCAGAAAUGGUCAAACCCUCAAACUUCGGCUAGUAGGCCAUAGUCCUCUAUGGGGUCAUCUGCUUUGGAAUGCUGGACAAGUGAUAGCACAAUAUCUGGAGGAUGAUGCACUGAAGCUCGUUCGUGGGAAAACAGUACUCGAAUUAGGCGCUGGAGCCGGGCUUCCAAGUCUGGUGGCGGCUGUCCUGGGAGCGGGAAAGGUUGUCGUGACAGACUACCCAGAACCAGACUUGAUUAUGAACUUGCGCUACAAUAUUGAACACUGCUCAACAUUGGCAGACAAGUCCAACAUUGUAGCGGAAGGCUUUCUUUGGGGCAGUUCGAUCGAGCCUAUUACAGUUCACUUGCAGCCCGACCCCCAAGGGUUUGACCUAUUGAUACUCGCGGACAUACUCUUCAACCACUCCGAGCACGCAAAACUCCUGACUACUUUGCGAGAAUGCUUGAAAAAGUCUGCGGACUCCCUAGCCCUGGUCUUCUUCACACCGUAUCGGCCAUGGUUACUGGAGAAAGAUCUGAUCUUCUUCGACUUGGCUCGGGCAGACGGCUUUGUGGUCACGAAAGUUCUGGAGCAUACAAUGGACAAAGUCAUGUUCGAGAAUGACCCUGGAGAUGAAACACUGAGAAGAACAGUUCUCGGCUACGAAGUUAGAUGGCCAUCAUGACAGGUCGAACAGUCUAAACCUAGGCAUGGACGGACAAUCUUCGACGAAGGAUUCUGUGCUGAAUUCGAUGCCAACCAUUACUAAGGCUAGUCAUACCCCGUGGCUGCAAUGUAAGGAG
This is a messenger RNA of Exophiala viscosa, 1066 nucleotides long. Its product is annotated as putative methyltransferase-domain-containing protein. Gene Ontology annotation, molecular function: protein-lysine N-methyltransferase activity. Bases 178 to 948 code for a protein of 256 amino acids. The transcript is spliced from 2 exons. The record is from RefSeq and is a predicted model, not a curated record. NCBI's taxonomy places the organism in Eukaryota, Fungi, Ascomycota, Eurotiomycetes, Chaetothyriales, Herpotrichiellaceae.